UAGCUCAAGACGGUUAAUGCGCAAGAGGGAAUUUUCCACGCGUAGUGUCAAGUAAAACUGUUAAGAAUUUGAGGCGUAUUUUUUUGAGAAAAACAUGGACGUGUAACGUACACCAGGAAUAAAAAACAACGGAGAAAAUAAUCUUUACCUAUUCCCAAGAAUAUGAGGAGGAGUUUUUCGUUGCAUGUAGAGGAACGUGCGUUUUCAGGAUGUCAUGGUCAAACAGAACAUUUGAUGAUCCAGCACAUGAUCCAGCGUGGUGGUACAGCUGAUGAUGAGGAUGAUGAUGUCGCUGCAGCGCCUUCUACUACCCCCCUGUAUCCAUUAAAAACUUCACGUCGUCGCCCCCUAGCGUGCGUAAUCAGGUAGUGCGCUACACAGCCAUGGAGCAAGUCAUGAACACCCUUGAGCCAGGCAUGGACUGGGAGAUCGUCCGCCACUACAACCACUCAGGCAAGUGGAACCGGCCGCGCAGCGUGGGCUGGUGCAAGACGGCCAUCCUCAUCCUCAUCUGCGGCCUGAUCGUCAUGGAGAACGUCCUGGUGCUGCUGGCCCUGUGGCGCAACAAGCGCUUCCACACGCGCAUGUACUUCCUGAUCGGCAACCUGGCGCUGUCCGACAUGCUGGCGGGCAUCGCCUACGCCGUCAACAUCUUCACCUCGGGCCGCAACACCUACUUCCUGAAGCCGUGGCAGUGGCUGGCGCGCGAGGGCAGCAUGUUCGUGGCCCUCAGCGCCUCCACGUUCAGCCUGCUGGCCAUCGGCAUCGAGCGCCACAUGACCAUGGUGCGCCUCAGGCCAUGCGAGGCGGCGGGCCGCGGCCGCCUGCUGGGCCUGCUGGCCGCGUGCUGGCUCGUCUCGGCGCUCUUGAGCGCCCUCCCCAGCCUGGGGUGGAACUGCCGGGGCCAGCUGCACGCCUGCUCCACCGUGCUGCCGCUCUACGCCAAGAGCUACGUGGCGUUCUGCAUCAGCGUCUUCAGCGCCCUCCUGCUGGCCAUCGUCAUCCUCUACAUCCGCAUCUACCGGCUGGUGACCUCCAGCGGGCGCCGGGUGAGCGGGCGGCCGUCGGAGCGGGCGCUGGCGCUGCUGCGCACCGUGGUGAUCGUGCUGGGCGUCUUCGUGGUGUGCUGGACGCCGCUCUUCUCGCUGCUGCUGGUGGACGUGGGCUGCUCGCCGCAGGACUGCCCGCUGCUGCUGCAGGUGGACUGGUUCAUCGCGCUGGCCGUGCUCAACUCGGCCCUCAACCCGCUCAUCUACACGCUGUCCAGCCGGGAGAUGCGGGCCGCCUUCUUCAGACUGCUGUGCUGCUGUGGUGGUGGGGGUGGUGGCGGUGGGAUAUGUGGUGGGCAGGGGUCGCUCGAGGCUCCUCAGCCCACCGGCCCCGGCAUGAACGCGCCCGGCACCCCCAUACCCACCAUCGAGAACAGCAGGUCCAGCAUGGCUUCUGUCAAAUCGACGCCGCUCAGGGCAAAGAACUCCCCAACGCCAAGGAACUCUUUUCGCCAGCCUGCCAGCACUCCAGCCGUGGGCGCCCCUGCUCACACGGGCAAGACUGACCUCCUCUCCGUGGUGCUGGUGAAAGCCGGUGCCCUGCCCUCUCUGGGGAAACUAUGACUCAGAUGUUGGGCCCAGGGCCUAGAGAUGCCAGAUGUGCAUCGAGUCAUUUUGAAACUCUGUGUUGAACCUGUGGUUCCAGUGCUGGCCUAAUGGAUGCCAGCUAGCAUAUCUUGGCAUGGAUUAGAUUGUCAGUAAGCAUCCCUCUCAACACCUCAAAAGGAUUCUCUGCAGACUGAGCUUUUCGCUCACUUCGUUAUCGUGCCCGCUUCCCUUCACCAAAAUUGCUGGUUUGAAACGGGGUUCAGGGAGGCCACAGAUCAAGGGUACUUCAGCAAUGGAUAGAAGUGAAGGGAGAACUGGUAAGGGUGGGAUUCGAACUGGCAACCCUCUGAUCUGAAUUCCACCUCCCUAACCACUAUGCCAUGGCAGCCCCAGAUGAUAUUGAUAGCAGACUUUCAAUGGGAAAAGAACAAGCUGUGCAUUGGAUGCUGUCUAGAUCCUGUGGAGAUGUAAUGAUACUGUCUCGCAUCCGUUUUGUGGCAUUGAAGCUUAGACUACAGGGGUCUAAGAAGGUGUGUGAUUGGUCUAUAGACCUACCUUCAAUAGUAGGCCCCAUAAGCACUGUUGCCAUGGAUACUGCUCAUCAUGGGAUGGAUGUAUUGUAUGUAGUAUGUAGCCACUACAUUCAUGGUCAACAAUAACCAUGGGACCCAUGAGACCAAAGAGACUGACUUUCGAGAACUAUUUUACCGUAAGGCUGAUCUGAAGGAACAAAAUAUUAUCUAGGCACUAGACUGAACAAGCACUGAACUGUUUUCUGAAGGAUUUAGCUCGUUAAGGUCCCAGGGUUUCAUGUCCAGGGUCCCUCAAACGUAUCUUCAUCCAAUCUGUAAACAUGACAUCGAAUGAAGCAGAACAAUUCCACAAAGGUCAAGUCAAAUGGUUGUAAUAACAUCAUGUGGAUGAAGGGUUCAAGGGUUAAUGAAUGGAAUUAUAAGCAAUAACAAUGAAACCACAGCAAACAUAGUGCAUGGCAGUGGUGUAGUCUACGUAGAACGUGGGUAUACAGAGUAUACCCACUUCUAAAUUUCAGGGAUUUCAGUAUACCCACUUAAAAUUGAUUGAUCCAUUGUUUUGAAUAGCACAAAUAUAUACAGUAUACCCACUUUAAAAAAUGCUCAAAUAUACAGUAUACCCACCACAAAAAAGUAGACUACACCACUGGUGCAUGGUAACCUUAGUGGUGAGAUUCCAGCAUGAUCUACAGUAGGCAGCCAUGAAAGGAUUGGUAACCAUAGCAGCAGAUAGCAACAGAACAAAGAGAUUUGCAUCAACUCAAGGAAACAUGACGCGAUAUACUCCAUGACAGGGGUGCAGUUCUCGAAACCAUAGUCGCUAACUACGAUAGCUACUUUGUUGUUUGCAAUGCAAUUUCCCAUUGGUAACUUCCGAAGUUCCUAACUGGCUAACAACUACACUUUCGAGAAACACACCCCUGAGUUGUAUAAAGUAGAAGUAGAGGUACUCUUAGAGAUGUAAUAACAACAGUUGUAGUAUAAUAUUACAUAGUUGAAACCAUGUAAUAUCACACGACUGAUUACUCCUGUAAGAGUACUUGUACUUUAUACAACUCUGCUUCAUACUGUGGUCUACAUUUCAGUUCAGUUUUGAGCUCAGGAGCCCAAUGACUGUCAGAAUAAAUAAGUCUUAAUUGUUGUGUGCAUACGUAGGCCUAUGUGUAUUAUAAACAUGACAUAAGCUCAUGCUGAGAUGGUGCGAAUUUCAGUCUCUGUCUGUCACACAGAGACCUGACAGGUAUGCACCAGCCAGUGCAGAGCAACAUUCAGUAUGUGUAUUCAAUUUACCUGAACCACAGUUUAUUUAUUUACACACAAUUAGGAAAAUUUCAGUAUUAUUGUGUCUCAUUAUAAUCCAGUAUAACAGCACAACAAAGUAACCUUAAUGAUGAUUGUAUGAGGUUCACACACGCUAUGUCGUCCUUCAUAAUAUGACUGACUUAUUUCUUCUAUCACAGACAUUUUUUUUUUAAGUGUCGCUUUUACCAGGCAUGUUUCAAUUGCAAACUUUGGAAGUUCUUCAGAGGGUCACAUUGAUGAAACAUGGCCGGUAAGAGGUUCAAGACCUUUACAUGUCUGGGAUAAAAGAAAUAUGUAACAAACAGCUUGUUUGUUUGUAAUGUAUUCAUCUCCAGAUGAGUAAGAAGAGAAAAGAGAGAGAGACAUUCCAUGUUGUUUUGCAGAUAAUGAAGAAAGUCUCCAGAGCAUCUUCAGAUAUGGGUAGUUUAGCUGUUACCUUCUAUUUCUCAAAGUAUAUUCACCAAAGUGUAUCCAAUAGCAAGCUCUAAAUGUAGGCCUAAUUCAUAAUUGGAUACUGCCGCGGAAAAUGGGCGUUACUCGCCCUAGCAAGGCCAGAACAAUUCACUUUGAGAAAUACCCAUUGACUCUGAAGAAGACGUGGCAACGUUGAAACUUAAGUCUUGGCACUUGCCCAAUAAAACAGUAAACUAUCCACAUCUGAAGAUGCUCUGGUGACUUUCUUCUUCAUCUACACUUAAUUGUCCUUUCCUGUGAUGCACCAGAUUGCGAAUUGCAAGAGCGUGGAGGAUAUCUUUCUAUUCUCUGUUUUUUUGCUACGCACCCUUUUCACACUCAAAUGGGGAAUCAGGACUAUCAGGAACAUAUGUACUAGAUUUCUUUGUUGUAGGUGCAAUUAGAAGGGCCUGAAUGGAUAUGGAAUGGAAAAUAUAAAACUAUGCAUUGGAAAUGGAAAUAUUCAAUUAACUUUCCAUUUUUUAGAGGUUGUUUUUCCUCUUCAUCAAAUGCUGAUUGUAUUUUGUCUCAAAAUGUUGAAAUCAGUCAUAUACAUUAAUGGACUGAGACAUUCAUGGAGCAUACAACCAUACAUUAUUUUGUCAUUGUGUUUUAAACCUUAACAAUGAAAUCUUGUAUUUCUUUUUGUUUUAGCCUCAUGGUAUUUCAUACAUUCAGAGUUCAGUUUCCUUUUGUAAAAUGUGUUAAAGACAUGAGAAGGGAGAAAUGUUCCUCUAUGAUUCACUUUAAGAAUGAUUAUUCUCAACCGAAAUCACAAUGUUUGUGUAAAUGUAGUCUUAGACAAGGGCAAAUGCCUGAAGACAGCUUGCAGCCAAGAGAAUCCAAAUAAAACUAAUAUUCUAACUAAUGACUGAAAAGACCACGGUUAUUUCGGGACAGUGUUUACUUU
Engraulis encrasicolus (European anchovy) is the source of this 4796-nucleotide messenger RNA. It is a transcript of the gene s1pr3a, whose product is annotated as sphingosine-1-phosphate receptor 3a. Lineage: Eukaryota; Metazoa; Chordata; Actinopteri; Clupeiformes; Engraulidae. Gene Ontology annotation, molecular function: sphingosine-1-phosphate receptor activity. Gene Ontology annotation, cellular component: plasma membrane; cytoplasm. Bases 384 to 1613 code for a protein of 409 amino acids. The record is from RefSeq and is a predicted model, not a curated record. Gene Ontology annotation, biological process: adenylate cyclase-activating G protein-coupled receptor signaling pathway; regulation of metabolic process. The transcript has 2 exons.